Molecule: messenger RNA, 495 nt
Organism: Monascus purpureus
Lineage: Eukaryota; Fungi; Ascomycota; Eurotiomycetes; Eurotiales; Aspergillaceae
Source: the annotation of a GenBank genome assembly
AUGGGCAUUCAUAGCGUGACCCUAGCCGGCACGAGCAGUCGGGACGGUAUGGACGAAUCCGCCCUGCUUCACUUGGAGAGCCUUCACCGGCUGGGAGUCGCCGUCUUCGUGGUCUGGGAACCGCUUUCGACGGCGCAUAAAGACAGGUUUACUCUGCAGCUACGCGCCUCGUUUGUUACGUGUCGUGAAAGUUGUUGUUUUUGGCAGAUCGAGACAAUCCUCAUUUUUACAUCUGCGGAUGACAUUCUCGCCCGGCCCAGUGAUAAUAAUCCAUGGGAGCACACACGCAGAGCCCAGUCCAACAAUCAGAACAAGACAAGAGUCAAUGGAAUCCCAAGUCCUACCACCGCCGCCAUAGCAAAAUUCCACACCAUCCCAGCCGAUGAUCCAGAACAGGAACCGGCGCGCCGGACGACCGCAACGGACGCGGUGUCCGAGACGCUUGCGGAGCUGCUCUUCAUCCGGAAGGAGCAGAUUAACAUCAGGCGGACCUGA